Molecule: messenger RNA, 1915 nt
Organism: Arabidopsis thaliana (thale cress)
Lineage: Eukaryota; Viridiplantae; Streptophyta; Magnoliopsida; Brassicales; Brassicaceae
Product: myb family transcription factor
Exons: 1
Coding region: 149-1915 (588 amino acids)
Source: RefSeq, marked reviewed
AGCCGCCGUAUCCAAAAGCUCCUUCACAAUCAAUCUCAGCAUCGCUGUGUCUUAAAAUCACUCAAUCGAAAUUCGGAUUUAGAUUUGAGCGAAAGUCGCGGCGGUUUUUGUGAUUAGGGUUUCGUAACCGUGUCCGCCGGUAUAUGAGAUGGCUGAGGAGAAGAAGAAUAAGAAGAAAAAGAGUGACGCUAAGGUUGAUUCUGAAGAAACCGGUGAAGAAUUCAUUUCCGAGCACAGUUCUAUGAAGGAUAAGGAAAAGAAGAGGAAGAAGAAUAAGCGAGAGAAUAAGGAUGGUUUUACUGGAGAAGAUAUGGAGAUAACUGGGCGUGAAAGUGAGAAACUAGGUGAUGAGGUUUUUAUAGUUAAGAAGAAGAAGAAGUCGAAGAAGCCAAUAAGGAUUGAUUCUGAAGCUGUUGAUGCUGUGAAGAAGAAAUCGAAAAAGAGAAGUAAGGAGACAAAGGCUGAUUCCGAAGCUGAGGAUGAUGGUGUGGAGAAGAAAUCCAAGGAGAAAAGUAAGGAGACAAAGGUUGAUUCUGAAGCUCAUGAUGGUGUGAAGAGGAAGAAGAAGAAGAGCAAGAAAGAAUCUGGUGGUGAUGUGAUAGAAAAUACUGAAAGCUCCAAAGUAUCUGAUAAGAAAAAGGGAAAAAGAAAGCGGGAUGAUACUGAUUUGGGAGCUGAAGAAAACAUAGACAAGGAGGUGAAGAGGAAGAACAACAAGAAGAAACCAAGUGUGGAUUCAGAUGUUGAAGAUAUCAAUUUGGACUCUACAAAUGAUGGAAAGAAGAAAAGGAAGAAAAAGAAACAAAGUGAGGAUUCAGAGACUGAAGAAAACGGCUUGAACUCUACCAAAGACGCAAAGAAGAGAAGGAAGAAGAAGAAGAAGAAGAAGCAAAGUGAAGUCUCUGAGGCUGAAGAAAAGUCUGAUAAAAGUGAUGAAGACUUGACCACCCCAUCUACAUCAAGUAAAAGGGUGAAGUUUUCUGACCAAGUGGAGUUUUUUCCUAGUGAUGAUGAUGAAGGAACGGAAGAUGAUGAUGAAGAAGAAGUUAAGGUGGUGAGGGGUAAGCGGUUUACAAAAGAAGAAGAUGAGAUGGUAAAGAAUGCUGUAUUAGAAUACAUUGAUAACCAUGCUUUAGGAGAUGAGGGGAUAAAGAUGGUUAUGGAAUGCAAGGCAUACCCACAACUUAAAGGCUGUUGGAAAGAAAUUACAUCUGCUUUACCUUGGAGGACUUAUAAUAGUGUGUAUCAUCGUGCACAUACUAUAUUUGAAGCAGGAUCUCAGGGGAUAUGGACGAAAGAGGAUAUUGAACUCGUUAUGGAGUUUCAAAAGACACACGGGAAUGAUUGGAAAACACUUGCAGAUGCAAUGGGUAAGCACAGGAAGCAUGUGAAAGACGCUUGGAGGAGAGGAAGAUUGGCAGGUAAGAAGAAAGGACAUUGGAUGAGGGAGGAGUAUCAAAACCUCUUUGACCUUGUCAACAAAGACCUUAGAAUGAAAGCAUUCAAAGAGAAACACUCAAAACAUGGUAUGCUCAAAGAUAACAUCCCUUGGAUGGCUAUAAGCGACGUACUUGAAACACGGGACCACGUGACUUGCUGCCAGAAAUGGUAUGAGCAGUUGAUAUCACCAAUGGUAGCAAAGGGAAUGUGGGCUAACGUUGAUGACUAUAGGCUCUUGGAAGAGCUUUUGAAACUGGAUGCUGCUUGUAUCGACGAUGUGGAUUGGGAUAAUCUUUUGGAGAAUCGAGAUGGAGAAGCUUGUAGAAAACGGUGGAACCAGAUGAUCAUUCAUAUCGGCGUACCGAAAUCGAAAACAUUUGCAGAACAAGUUGAGAUUUUGUCUGACAGGUAUUGCCCUGACAUAGCUGAGGACAGAGAGGAUUUUGACAACAGACCCUAUGAUCCUGAAGAUUAA